AUGCCGGCAGCCCGCGCCGGGCCCCGCCGGGCCGCCCUGCGCCCGCAACAUCGCGGCGCCCCGUCUGUGCUGAGCCGCCCUGCGCUGGGCACCUUCUCCGCCCCGCUCGCCUCCUCCUCCCACGGAGCCACCCUCCUCCUCCGCCCCCUCUCCUUGCCAGCCUCCUCCCCGCCCUUCCCCGCACUCCACGCCGGUGCCGGAGCCGCGCGUCACUCGGGCUCCAGCCCCGCCGCAGACAUGGCGACGCUGACAGCGGUCCAGCCGCUCACGCUGGACAGAGAUGUUGCAAGAGCAAUUGAGUUACUGGAGAAACUGCAAGAAUCUGGGCAAGUACCAGUACACAAGCUACAGUCCCUAAAGAAGGUGCUGCAGAGUGAGUUUUGUACAGCUAUCAGAGAGGUGUAUCAAUACAUGCAUGAAACCAUAACUGUUACUGGCUGCCCCGAAUUCCGAGCCAGGGCCACUGCAAAGGCAACAGUUGCUGCUUUUGCUGCAAGUGAAGGCCAUUCCCACCCACGAGUGGUAGAGCUGCCAAAGACUGAUGAAGGCCUGGGCUUUAAUGUCAUGGGAGGAAAGGAGCAGAACUCACCUAUUUAUAUUUCUCGUAUCAUUCCCGGCGGCGUGGCGGAAAGGCACGGAGGGCUCAAGCGGGGGGACCAGCUGCUCUCGGUUAAUGGAGUGAGCGUGGAAGGAGAGCAUCAUGAGAAGGCGGUGGAGCUGCUGAAGGCGGCGAAGGACAGCGUCAAGCUGGUGGUGCGCUACACGCCCAAGGUGCUGGAGGAGAUGGAGGCUCGCUUCGAGAAGCUGCGAACAGCACGGCGCCGCCAGCAGCAGCAGCUGCUCCUCCAGCAGCAGCAGCAGCAGCAGCAAACCACACAGCAGAACCACAUGUCGUUAUUCUCAAGGAAAAAAAAGCCUCGAUCAAGAGCUCAGUGA
This is a messenger RNA of Indicator indicator, 936 nucleotides long. It is a transcript of the gene LIN7A, whose product is annotated as lin-7 homolog A, crumbs cell polarity complex component. Bases 1 to 936 code for a protein of 311 amino acids. The record is from RefSeq and is a predicted model, not a curated record. The transcript is spliced from 6 exons. Lineage: Eukaryota; Metazoa; Chordata; Aves; Piciformes; Indicatoridae. Gene Ontology annotation, molecular function: L27 domain binding. Gene Ontology annotation, cellular component: cell-cell junction; basolateral plasma membrane; synapse. Gene Ontology annotation, biological process: neurotransmitter secretion; protein localization to basolateral plasma membrane; maintenance of epithelial cell apical/basal polarity.